Molecule: messenger RNA, 3285 nt
Organism: Tachysurus vachellii
Lineage: Eukaryota; Metazoa; Chordata; Actinopteri; Siluriformes; Bagridae
Gene: slc12a10.1
Product: solute carrier family 12 member 10, tandem duplicate 1
Exons: 27
Coding region: 154-3285 (1043 amino acids)
Biological process (GO): chloride ion homeostasis; sodium ion transmembrane transport; potassium ion import across plasma membrane
Cellular component (GO): membrane
Molecular function (GO): sodium:potassium:chloride symporter activity
Source: RefSeq, a predicted model, not a curated record
AUAGCUUUAGAGAACUAUACAAAAGGCAGAAACUAAACCAUGAAUGCUAACAACUAAUAAGAAACAUUUUAAACAGACAAAACGCUGUAAAUAGCGCAAAACAUACUCAACUGACCUCAUAUAUGUUCUCAGUACGCAUUAUUACAUACAUCCAUGGGGCACCUUGUCACCAAACACAAGCAGAUGGAUCUAAGUGGCUUGCCUCAAGGUCACUUUUAUUCUACUGAAGAGGUGCCAGGACAAUACCCGAGUCAGGUUGAGGGUACUGUUGGAGAAAUACAAGCUAGAAGAAAUAACAGUGAAAUUAGCAUCAGCAUGGAAUGGGAAACCACCAGACAGGCAUCAGAACAUCAGAAUUCAAGGCAGCACUGCCAACGAAAGUCCAUUUACAGCACCGUGGACCGAGUGCCUCAUGUCGAGUUUUACAUCAACUCUGUAGGCCGGCAACAAAGUAGCAGGCCAUCGUUGGAGCUUCUCCGCAAGGUUUCUGAAGAUUGUGAAUCAGGUAGUCAUAGAGGGGACCUAAGAACAGAAAACCAAGCAGUGAUCCACGAGCAGGAUGAGAAGCAGCAGAAGAACAGUAAAGGGAAGAGCACCCAACCAGUCCGCUUUGGCUGGGUCACAGGUGUCAUGGUUCGAUGUAUGCUGAAUAUCUGGGGUGUAAUUCUCUUCCUGAGAGUGCCUUGGAUUACAGCUCAAGCAGGAAUCCUUACUACGUGGGUUAUCAUUUUCAUGUCUGUACUGGUAACCUCAGUCACUUCAUUAUCAGUGUCGGCUAUUUCCACCAAUGGCAGAGUCUCCUCUGGUGGUGCCUACUUUAUGAUUUCACGGACCUUGGGCCCUGAACUGGGAGGUCCCAUUGGUGUGGUAUUCUCUUUUGCCAAUGCUCUCGGCUGUGCACUCAACACUGUGGGAUUUGCAGAGACUGUCCGAGAUCUUCUUAUCAAAUAUAAUGCUCUCGUUGUGGAUGAAAUCAAUGAUGUGCGUAUAAUAGGUGCAAUCACAGUCACUUGUCUUUUGCUCAUCUCCUUGGCUGGAAUGGAAUGGGAGUCAAAGACUCAGAUUUUAUUCUUCCUUGUGUUGAUUGCGACCUUCACUAACUAUUUUGUGGGCACUGUAAUACCAGCCACUCCAGAGAAGCAGUCAGUGGGCUUCUUCAACUACAGAUAUGAGAUCUUUGUGGACAACUUAUUUCCCAAAUGGAAAGGGUCACAGGGAGAUUUCUUCCAGAUGUUUGCUAUAUUUUUUCCUUCUGCAAUUGGUAUUUUGGCAGGUGCCAAUAUCUCUGGAGAUUUGAAGGAUCCUGAAACCGCUAUCCCCAAAGGAACACUAAUGGCCAUCUUUUGGACAACCAUAAGCUAUUUAGCAAUUACUGUAACUGUAGGGGCAUGUGUUUUACGAGAUGCUUCUGGAAACCUGAAUGACAGUUUACCGGUGAACAUCUCAGAGCCAUGUGAGGGUUUAGGAUGCAAGCUAGGUUGGAAUUUUACUAUGUGUUUGCAAAGCCAGUCCUGCUCCUUUGGCCUGGCCAACAACUUUCAGGUGCUUGAUAUGGUGUCAGGUUUUGGCCCUCUCAUCACUGCUGGCAUUUUUGCAGCCAGCUUAUCAUCAGCUCUUGCCUUCCUGGUCUCUGCUCCUAAAGUCUUCCAAUGUCUCUGCAGGGACAACAUAUACCCAUACAUAGGCUUCUUUGCAAAGGGCUAUGGGAAAAAUAAUGAGCCACUGCGUGCGUACAUUCUGACCUACUUCAUUGCUUUGGCUUUCAUUCUCAUUGCCGAGUUAAACGUCAUCGCUCCUCUUAUCUCUAAUUUCUUCCUGUGCUCCUACGCUCUUAUCAACUUCAGCUGUUUCCAUGCCUCAAUCACCAACUCACCAGGGUGGAGGCCAUCUUUUAAAUAUUACAGUCUCUGGACAGCUCUGUUUGGAGCAGUUAUCUCUGUGGUGCUGAUGUUCCUGCUUACCUGGUGGGCUGCUCUUAUCACCUUCGGCAUCAUCUUCUUUUUAUUAGGUUAUGUUAUGUACAAGAAACCAAAGGUUAACUGGGGCUCGUCUGUCCAGGCUGGUGCCUACAACAUGGCUCUGUCCUACUCAGCCUCUCUUGCUACUGUUGAAGAUCACGUCAAGAAUUUCAGACCUCAGUGUUUGGUUUUGACUGGUCCUCCAAACUUGCGUCCGGCUCUUGUUGACUUUGUGGGUUCUUUCACAAAAAAUGUCAGUUUGAUGAUCUGUGGAAACAUUCUCAUGGAUGAAAACAAGUCUGUCACAUCCCAAGCCAAUACAGACAGAUUAGUAAAAUGGCUGAACAGUAGGAAAGUCCGUGCCUUCUACAUUCCCUUUAAGGGAAACAGUUUGAGAGAAGGAACUCAGCAUCUCAUGCAGGCUUCUGGUUUGGGAAAACUUAAACCAAAUACACUAAUCAUGGGGUUCAAGACUAACUGGAAGGAGUGCAGUCCCUAUAACUUAGAGGAUUAUGUUAACACCAUAUAUGAUACAUUUGAUUCUAACUAUGGAGUGUGUAUUCUCAGAAUGAUGGGUGGACUUGACAUUGCAGAAGAGAUGGAGUCUGCAGCAAAUUAUGCUUUUGAGGCAGAUGAGACCAUGGAUUCAGAACAGAGUCAGAAAUCGGAAAUAGAAUCAGAUGAUGUAAAACCAAACCACAUUAUUGACAAUGAGAGCAGAACAGUUUUCCAGAGCAAACAGGGACAGAAGACCAUAGACGUGUACUGGAUCUCUGAUGACGGGGGUCUGACUCUGUUGGUGCCAUAUCUGUUAACUAGAAGGAAGCGCUGGAGGAGAAGUAAAGUUCGUGUUUUUGUCAUAGGGGAGCUGCAGACCAUGGAACAUGAGCGCAAAGAGAUGAUCGAUUUACUACAAAGAUUUCGUUUGGAUGUCCAUGAUGUCAUUGUAAUGACAGACACUGAAAGGUUGCCUUCAUCCAAAAACUUGAAGCGAUUUGAGGACUCUGUUGCAUUGUUCAGGAUCAGAGAGGAGCAGCAAAGACAGGAGGCAGAGCAGCAACAGAAGACAUCCUGUCCAUGGAAAGUUUCAGAUAAACAGAUGGAUGCAUUCAGGCUCAAGUCAGAGAGAAAGGUGAGAUUGAAUGAGAUCAUUAGGAGGAAUUCCAAACAUGCUGCUCUGAUCUUGGUUUCCUUACCUGUCCCUCAAAGCGAUUGUCCCAGUUCUCUCUAUAUGGCUUGGCUGGAUACACUGAGCUUUGGACUUCACUGCCCUGUCCUGUUUAUACGAGGAAAUCAGACGAACGUGCUCACAUUCUACUGCCAGUGA